Molecule: messenger RNA, 2404 nt
Organism: Pollicipes pollicipes
Lineage: Eukaryota; Metazoa; Arthropoda; Thecostraca; Pollicipedomorpha; Pollicipedidae
Gene: Grip75
Product: gamma-tubulin complex component 4
Exons: 3
Coding region: 195-1991 (598 amino acids)
Biological process (GO): spindle assembly; mitotic cell cycle; microtubule nucleation
Cellular component (GO): gamma-tubulin complex; spindle pole; microtubule organizing center
Molecular function (GO): microtubule minus-end binding; gamma-tubulin binding
Source: RefSeq, a predicted model, not a curated record
CUCGCGUUGGUAGGACCUUGGCACUGGUGGUGUUCGUCGCCGUUGGUCACCGCGAUUUUUCAUUCUCUUGGGUCUAUUGGGAAAACAGUUUACAUGAAGCUCAAGAGAGGCACUCCUCAAAUAGCCAUGAUCACCACCUGAGACCGCAAAGCUGUUGACGCAUCAACUUGAUUCACAGGCAGCAUAUAGCAAGAAUGCUUCAUGAGCUGCUUCUUGCCCUAGAAGGCUGCACUGGUAGCCUUUUCACACUCAAGAAUGACAAGAUUUCGCUUGAUGCGUCGCUACCAUUCUUCCACCCUUGUGAACGAAGUGUUCUGAACGAGCUUUGUUCGCUGGGCACGUGGUAUCGCCGCGUGCGUACUUUCGUCGACGUUGGCCAGGCGGCUGGUGAGCUAGACGUGGGAAAGUACCGGCGCGCGCUGUGCCGGUCGCUGGACCAGGCCACGGCCGGCUACGAGGCUUGCCUGCAGCGGCUCGAGGAGGACCUGCUGGAGGACCCGGACCUGGGCGUGGCGUACGUCUUCCAGGCGGUGCAGCCGCACAGCUCGCUGCUGCGCGCCCUCUGCCGGCUGCUGGCCGACGCCGAGCGGCCGGACGCCGCAGGCUGCCGGCUGCUGGACGUGCUGCACCGUCACGUGGCCUCCGCAGUUGGCGACAACCGGUGGCAGCUGCAGCUGGUGCUGCAGCGUUGCUACCGCGUGCUGCUGGCGCAGCUGUCCGCGUGGCUGCUGCACGGCCUGCUACCAGACGCUGGACGCGAGUUCUUCGUGCGCGAGCGAGAGUACUCGGAGCCGGACGGCGCCGUGUUCGGGAAGACAGCGAGCGCGGCGGACCGCAAGCCUCCGGCGCUGAUCGAGUUCGAGCUCGACCCGGACCUGCUGCCGUCGUACCUGCCGCUGCGGCUCUGCCAGAGCAUCCUGUUCGUCGGCAACUCGAUCCAGAUGUGCCGGCAGCGCGUGGAGCAGCGCGACGGCGACGCGCCCGCCCUGGACAUCGUCGGCGGACGCGAGCGCGAGUUUGCCGACGAGUUCGACGCGCUGGCCGCCGAGACGACCCUCUCUCCGUUCAAGCUCGAGCAGCUGGUGAACAAGAUCAAGGCGUUGGUCGCCAAGCACUUGUGGAGGGUAAUCGUGGUGGAUGCGGGACUCGGCCAGCACCUGGUCGUCAUGAAGACGUUCUUCUUGUUGGGGCGCGGAUCGCUCUUCCAGGAGCUGUUCGCCGAGUGUGAUCACAUCCUGCGCGUGCCGCCCAAGGCCAAGUUGGAGGCGGACAUUAACGAGGCGUUCCUGGUGGCGUGCGGCCGGGUGGGCCUGGAGGAAGAGGCCGUGCUGGACAGCGUGUACUUGAGUCUGGCGCCAGCACCCAGCGACGGCCAGCGCGCCUCCGGCUGGGAUCGGCUGCGAAUGAACUAUCUCGUCCCCUGGCCGCUGCACUUGCUGUACACACCGGCCGUGCUGGUCAGCUACAACGAGAUCUUCUCGUUUCUACUAUUGGUGAAGCGUACGCAGAUAAUGCUGCAGCGGCUGUGGGCCGAACAGAUGCGGCAGAAGACUCGCCGCUCGGGCGGCGACGUGGCCGCCCACCAGCUGCGCGCGCACAUGGCGUUCCUCGUCAACAACCUGCAGUACUAUCUGCACGUGGACGUGCUGGAGUCGGAGCACAGCCGGCUGCAGGCUGCCGUCGCCGCCGCGGAGGACUACGAGCAGCUGCGGCACGCGCACGACUGCUUCCUGAGUGCCGUCAGCAGCCAGUGCUUCCUGCAGUCGCGGCCGGUGAUCGAGUGCCUGCGCGACCUGCUGUCCAGCUGCCAGGAGCUGUGUGGCGCUGCGCAGGCCGACGCGGACGUGACGCCGCUGCAGCAGCGGCUCCAGCGCAAGUCGCAGCUGCUCUUCAGGAUCAUGAGCAGCUUGAAGGACCAGCGUGCUGGAAGUCACCUGUCCCGCCUGCUGCUGCGCAUCGACUUUAACGAGUUCAUCAGCCACAACCUUUAGCGGGACAUCCACAGUGUGGGCUGCUUCUGCGCGCAUCUCCUAAGCUCCGCUCCCGCUCGUCCUCGCUGUGAUACGGUGUACUGAGACGCCGCAUUGUGCGGACGGAAGGUUUGUUAAACCCGUGAGUGGUGCGUUUCGCUGCUGCGUGACUAGAGAAAGUGCACGGAAGGCAGUGGCGCGCGCUGCUUGGAAAGCGGAUGCCCAUUUGUGUAACAGUUGAUUUCGCCGGGGUUGUUGGAACUGCCGCUGCCACCUUGCAUACGCGAAUAUGUCGCACCAUUAACAUGCGAAGCAUAUUGCCGAUGCCUUUCCAAUGUAUGUGUCGUGGACAUUUGCGAUGCCUGUUCUUGUAAUGCCAAGGAAAGGCGCUGCGCGUUAAACGAUUCCAUUUCAUAAACCACUGGUGUUAUUCG